Messenger RNA from Parus major (Great Tit), 1626 nucleotides. RefSeq names its product RNA polymerase III subunit D (gene POLR3D). Bases 78 to 1298 code for a protein of 406 amino acids. Gene Ontology annotation, molecular function: DNA binding. NCBI's taxonomy places the organism in Eukaryota, Metazoa, Chordata, Aves, Passeriformes, Paridae. Gene Ontology annotation, cellular component: RNA polymerase III complex. Gene Ontology annotation, biological process: transcription by RNA polymerase III. The transcript has 8 exons. The record is from RefSeq and is a predicted model, not a curated record.
ACUGGGGCUCUGUUUGGGGGUGCAGGACCCCCUCCCGAACCCUCCGGGUGUCCCUGAGCGUGUCCCCUCCCCCCAGGAUGGCCGAGGGGGGCUCUGGCAGCUCCGGGUCCCCCGGCAGCCUCCGGCCGGGGCUCCAGGGGGCCCGGGGGGUGCUGGGCAGACGCCCCGCAGCCGCCCCCCUCAACCCGGGCCGCCUGCCCUCCAUCCGCUCCCGAGACCUCACCCUGGGGGGCGUCAAGAAGAAAACCUUCACCCCCAACAUCAUCAGCAGGAAGAUCAAGGAGGAGCCCCGGGAGGACGUGUCGGUCAAGAAGGAGAAGAAGGAGCGGGAGCGGCAGCGGGAUGGGCACGGCCGGGGCCGGGGCCGGCCCGAGGUCAUCCAGUCCCACUCCAUCUUUGAGCAGGGCCCUGCUGAAAUGAUGAAGAAGAAAGGCUCCUGGGACAAGAAUGUGGACAUGUCUGACUUUGGCCCUUCCCACAUCAUCAACAUCAAGAAGGAGAAGCGGGAGACAGACGAGGAGACGAAGCAGAUCCUGCGGAUGCUGCAGAAGGACGAUUUCCUGGAUGACCCGGGGCUGAAGAACGACAUUCGGAACAAGCCGGUGCAGCUGCCCCUAGCACACUCAGGGUGGCUCUUCAAGGAGGAGGCGGCAGAGCAGGAGGAUACGCAGCCAUGGCUCCCUGGAUCCAAAGAGGAGAAGAUGGAGCUGGACCCACCAGCGGUGAAAGUGAAGGAAGAGCCGUGUGAGGAGGAUCCCAAGCCAGCUCAGCCCAAGGGCCCCCCUGGAUUCCCACGGGAUGUGUCGGCGGCCGAGCUGCUGCAGCAGCUGAGCCUGGCGGCCGAGGAGGAGCUGGUGUUCCUGCAGCUUCCCGACACCCUGCCCGGGCAGCCCCCCACCCACGACUCCAAACCCAUCAAAUCCGAGCUGCACAACGACGACGGGCAGGUGGUGGUGGUGAAGCAGGAGAAGAGCCAGGAGGCGAAGCAGGCAGAGAACACCUGCACCCUGGCCGAUCUCCCCGAGGGGCAGGUGGGGAAACUGCUCAUCCGAAAGUCAGGAAAAGUGCAGCUGGUGCUGGGCAAGGUGACCCUGGAUGUGACCAUGGGCACCCCCUGCUCCUUCCUACAGGCUCAGCAUUGGAAUUCCCCAGGGAUUCCUGUGGCAUUUGGCUGCUCAUGGGUGUUUCUCCCACACGGAACAGGAGCUGGUGUCCGUCGGCAUCGGGGACAACCGGACGGGCGAGAUGAUUGUGCUGGGCCAUGUGCGGCACAAGCUGGUCUGUUCCCCGGAUUUUGAGGCUCUCCUGGAGCACCGGCACCGGUAGCCGAGGGGGUCCCCGCCCCCCAGCCCCCGGGGACAGAUCCUCAGCCCCUCCAGAUGUGCCUUUGGGAUGUGGGGAGGGGGCUUGUGCAGGUGUGAGCGCAGAGGCAGCUCCCACCACCUUCCAGCCCCGUGGGGUGUCCGGCUGUGUCCCCCAAACCGGCAGCUUCCCCCCAGUGCCAAACGGGGAUCUCGGGAUGUGUGGGACCGUGGUGUGUCCCCCAGCUUUGCUGGGAGCAGGACACACUGUCCUGGGGGGAAAACCUGGAAUAAAACCUCUUUUCCCCCUGCGUGGGGUUGCUCA